This is a messenger RNA of Leptidea sinapis, 1766 nucleotides long. RefSeq names its product cytochrome P450 4c3-like. The coding region runs from base 188 to 1678 and encodes 496 amino acids. The record is from RefSeq and is a predicted model, not a curated record. The transcript has 11 exons. Gene Ontology annotation, molecular function: heme binding; oxidoreductase activity, acting on paired donors, with incorporation or reduction of molecular oxygen; monooxygenase activity. Lineage: Eukaryota; Metazoa; Arthropoda; Insecta; Lepidoptera; Pieridae.
AAUAUUUGUUGACAUGAUCUCGUGGACACGUCGAUCUAUUAUUAACGUAUUAACAUUCGGAUCAACAUAAUCGUCACUUGUGUUGUGCAGUUCGCGCCUCGUCCUACAAUUCGCUGCAGAUAUUGUAAACAUUUUUCAAAGGUUUUAUCGUAAAGGUUUUUCGUCCGAGUAACAUUAAGGCUGCAAGAUGUUCAUCUUGUUAGUUCUUAUAUUCGUGGCCUGUAGUUACUGGUGUUACUGGUCACUCAACUCUCGGAAACUAGAUAAAGCUACAGAGGACCUACCGACUCCACCGGCGAUGCCCAUCAUUGGACACGCUAUGAUGUUUCUUGGAGACCCACAGAGUCUAUUGCGGAAUAUUGAAGACAUAGCUCAAAUAGCAAUCAAAGAAAAGGGGGCAGUGAAACUAUGGCUGGGUCCAAAACUCUAUGUGGCAUUACUUAAUCCAAAAGAUGCUCAAGUAGUUCUGGAGAACUGCCUUGACAAAGACGGCGUUUAUCGUUUUCUGCGACCCUGGUUGGGACAUGGACUUUUCAUUGCACCUUUAGGCCUAUGGAAGUCGCAUAGGAGAGUAUUGAUACCUGUAUUUCACAACAAAGUGAUUGAGGAAUAUUUAGAGGUGAUAUCAAAACAGGCAGACGUUCUUCUGGAACGACUUGAAGAGCAGUCAGGGAAAGAAAAGUUUGACGUUCUUCCAUACAUCACGGCCUGCACUUUGGAUAUCGUGUUUGAGACCUCUAUGGGAGAGCGAAUGGACGUUCAGCAUUCGCCAGAUACCCCGUACCUGCAAGCUCGGCAUGACAUCAUUUCCACUAUCAACAUGAGGCUGUUCAAGGUUUGGAUGCAGCCGGAUUGUAUCUUCAAUCUCACCCGGUACGCUAAGCAGCAAAAAAGGAACAUACAAUUGACGCAAAAGUUCACAAAUGAGGUCGUCCAAAAAAGGCGUAUUGAAUAUGAAAACAGUAAGAAAGACCAAACAGCAGCCACGUCAGGAAAGAAACUGAAGGCAGUGUUAGACCUUCUGUUCGGAAGAGAAAUAGAAUUCACGGACGAACAGCUUCGAGAGCACAUCGACUCGAUAACAAUAGCGGGGAAUGAUACUACGGCUCUGGUUAUUGCGUACACCAUGAUGCUGCUGGGGAUGCACCAAGAUGUUCAAGAAAGAGUUCUAAAAGAACAAGAAGCUAUAUUUGGUAAUUCUAAGCGAGGAGCGACCAAGGAAGACUUACAACAGAUGCACUUACUGGAGCGAGUUGUCAAGGAGAGCAUGCGUCUGUACACAGUAAUACCUGUCAUAGCCAGGAACAUCGACAAGACUGUAUUUUUGCCUGACUGCGGUGUAACUCUACCAUCAGGAACUAGCGCAGUUGUGGGUGCAUUCGCAAUGCAUCGAUCCAAGGCUAUAUGGGGCUCUGACGCGGAUGAGUUCGACCCUGACAGAUUCCUUCCAGAACGUUCGCGCGAUCGUCAUCCUGCCGCUUUUAUGCCAUUCAGUUAUGGCUCCAGGAAUUGUAUUGGUCGAAACUUCGGUAUGAUCAUCAUAAAAAGCAUACUAUCAAGCGUUCUAAGAACAUACAAGAUCGAAGCUGAUGAAAUUGGUGCCCUAAAGAUUGAGAUGCUUCUUUUCCCUGUGAAUGGGCACCAAUUACGUGUCAUCAAACGGGAAAUUGUAAAUUAAUUAAAUUAAAAUUAUAAUAUUCUGUAUUUUUUCAGUAUUAAUAAUUUUAUUAUAUAUCUCUAUACUUUGAAUAAAAUAUUACAAGAAA